UAAAUACUUGGUGUGGGAGAAUUGACGUCCACACUCUCUCACUCUUCUUAUCUUCUGUAUAAACUCAACUCUUAAUCUCUCUGUUUAUUUCUCUUAACCUAAGCUCAACAAAAAAAAAUUAGCUUUAAUGGAGUUUGAGGAUCAAGAAGAGCAAGAUGAAGAAAUGGGUUUGGCAACGAGUUAUGACUCACUUGAUCACUUAUCUCAUGUCAAAAUGGUGAAUUCUGAAGCGGUACCAGAGGCCCAUCUUCCGAGGAAGCCCAGAUACAGAGAGUGUCUGAAGAAUCAUGCGGUCGGGAUAGGUGGACACGCGGUGGAUGGUUGCGGUGAGUUCAUUGCUGCAGGCGAAGAAGGCACACUUGAUGCACUUAAAUGUGCGGCUUGCACUUGCCACCGUAAUUUUCACCGCAAAGAGACCACCGAGUGCUCUGCCACAGUCGAACCUCUGUUUACCGGUGAAAUUUAUUUUCACCAUCCACAUGGCCACCUUCACAGCCCAAGCCAGGUCCCACAAUUUUCGCCUUAUUAUCGGAGCCCAGCUGGGUACCUGCACAUGGCCGCAGUGGCGCAGCAUAGGCCACUGACGUUGCCAUCGACAUCCGGCGGGGGAGGGACUCAUAGCCGGGACCGGGAGGAUCAAGAGGAUAUGUCAAAUCUUGGAGGGGGCUCACGGAAAAGGUUUAGAACAAAGUUUACGCAGGAACAGAAGGAUAAAAUGUUGGAGUUUGCGGAGAAGCUUGGGUGGAGGAUCAACAAGCAUGAUGAAGAAAUGGUGCAGCGGUUCUGUGAGGAGACUGGUGUGAAGCGGCAUGUACUUAAGGUGUGGAUGCAUAACAACAAAAACACUCUGGCUUUGGACUCAAAAGAGGGUAAUCAUCACUUAGAGACGGGGAUAUUGUGAUGCUGAAUUGCUGAAGAUUAGUUCUAAUAUGCUACUACCGCUUCUCUACUUUGGAUUUUAGUAGUAUUAGUUUCUAGGGUUUCUUUUUUUCUUAUUGUUUCAUCUAGGGAUUUAACAUUUGGCUGGAUGAUGCUUGGAUUAGAGUAUAUCAAUGUAGAUGAAAGAUCUUUAAUUUAAUAUCAGUGGUUCAUGAUUUUCA
Molecule: messenger RNA, 1100 nt
Organism: Mangifera indica (mango)
Lineage: Eukaryota; Viridiplantae; Streptophyta; Magnoliopsida; Sapindales; Anacardiaceae
Product: zinc-finger homeodomain protein 1-like
Exons: 2
Coding region: 128-901 (257 amino acids)
Biological process (GO): regulation of developmental process; regulation of DNA-templated transcription
Cellular component (GO): nucleus
Molecular function (GO): transcription cis-regulatory region binding; DNA-binding transcription factor activity
Source: RefSeq, a predicted model, not a curated record